AUCACAGAUUUACGUCUUACUCCAUAUUCUAUAAAUUAACGUUAUUACUCAAUUUGAUUAACAUUAUUUUAUGUACAAUUUCACCUUUUUUAAAUCACUCAAUCUCAACUUCAUAUAAUUAAAAAUCUUCUUUUAAAAAAUUGGAUCAAUAUUAUUUUAAUGAUCCAAGUGUCCACUAAAUUAAAAAUAAUAAUAUAAAAAUAACAAGGAUUGUUGGCAUGUUGUCGGCUGUUUUGAUAUUUUUCAGUCCGCUCCAUGUGUUUGCAAAUGUCAAAAUCCGUGCCAGCUACGUAUUAUCCAGGCCUAUAAAAUUAUCGAGCAAUAAUUCAGGCCAAAGUCCCACACCAUAAAUUUUGACGGCUCGAUUAAUGCGGACGCCGGCUUUGCUUAUGGUGCAGCAAUAAAACGAUUGAAGUCGUGUGCAGAAGUGAAAAAUGAUUUCGCCCAUUAAGCCACCUGCCACGUUGUGUCGAGCCGCGGGUUCAGCAUCCAUUCUCCAAGCGGAGAAUCGAGAGCGCGUGUCGGUUGGUGCAUGGAGCGGGCGAGAGGAGUCGUCAUAAUAAUACCGCAUCGACCAAAGACUCACUCGGGCCAGCGGCGCGGCCCAAGAAAGAAGACAUUGCUCGCUCGGCUCACAUGAGAUGCUAAUUAUCAAGAGGGCAGCCACUGUUAACAAAGGCCACGGGUGUCCUGCCGCUAUUGUUAGAUUAAGCUAAAAAAGGGGGAUCGCAAGCAAGGACCAUGCCAUCCCAGAGAGAAAUAACUUUAACAGCCGCUUUUCUGCGAGACCCGCGUGGCAGUGCACAAAUUAAAUCCACGGUGGCUGCCAUCGAGUCGCUCAAACACGGCUCGUGGAACAACAGCCCGUCCACGUUGAACAUGGCAAGCGGCAUCGACGAUUUCAUCAAAGCCUUCACCAACGUCCGGACCACCAAAGAUGGCACUUACCAAGAUUUCCUUAAAGAGGGAAAUUUGAGGUACAAACGAGACGAGUUCUUUGAAGCCGCGACUGCUUACACGCGAUGCGUGGUGCUGUCCCCAUUGAAAGACCCAGGUCGGGCGAAGGCGCUCGCCAGCCGCAGCGCCGUGCUGAUGAACGUCGGCCGCUUCGAGGACAGCAUCCUGGACGCCGACCGUGCCCUCGAGCACGCCUACCCUCAAGAGCUGCGUUUCAGGUUGCACCUUCGGAAGGCCCAGUGUUUCAAAGAACUCGGAAACCUAACGAGAGCCGACGAGGAAAUGAGCAAGACUAGGAAAUUAAUUGAAGAGAGCAAAGCGACGACAGAAGAGCAAAAGAGCGAAAUCUUGGCAAUUGCAGAGAGGACCUUUGCUGGAGGAUGCGACGUCAAAGUCAGAAGGGUCAAAGUCGAGUACAUGAAUCCACCAGAAAUCAGCCACGGAGUCAGUGAAAACUUGCCGUGCCUCUCUUCGGCAGUGGAUAUUUGUAAAAAUGAGAAGUACGGAAGGCACUGGGUGGCCACCAGAGAUUUACAAACAGGCGACGUGUUGUUAAAAGAAGAGCCCGCAGUGGCCGGCCUUAAGAUCGAGGCUAAGUGGACGCACUGUGCGCACUGUUUCAGACCCAGCUUCACCCUCUACCCCUGCCAAACGUGCAACAAGGACCUUUUUUGCAACACCGAGUGCAAAAAUGCGGCUAAAAAUUACCACACCGUGAUUUGCAUCCCGCGAAAGAAAUACGAAGAUGAAUUUCAACGUAAAUUUGACCUUUCUGAAAACAUCUUUUCCAGCUUCACGCGCAUCUUCGACUUUCUCGCCUUCCUCGGACUGGAAAACUGCGCCAAUUACGACAAUCAAUCGCUGCCACAAACGCGACUGAUGACGGAAUUCCUCAACUUGGUGCACCACUCUGUGCCUUAUGAAGAGCACAUCCGCUCGCUCUGCUUUGACAUCAUCCAGUUUUGCUUUGACAUAACUGACAGAGAAAAAUUGCUCAAGCUGUCCGAGUUCUGCUGCCUGGCGCUUUUGAAGCACAACGCCAACAGUUUCAGCGUCGAGGAGUGCUUUCGCUACAGCCGCACCGACGAAUUUGACUUGAAGCAUGUGGCCUACGGCUCGUACCACGUCGCCUCACUGGCCAACCACUCGUGCGACCCGAACGUGGUGUGCGUUUACUAUGGCAAGACCAUGGUCUGCAGGGCUAUCAAGCCAGUUAAAAAAGGACAUCAACUUUUUCUUAGGUACUGCAACUUGUUUUACAACUUGCCGAAAGAAACGCGGCUUGAAAGACUGAGCCAGUACAAAUUUGAUUGCGACUGUGAUCCUUGUACACUGGACUGGCCCAUUGCAAAACUAAUGCCAAAAGAUCCUGCAUUCAGCUUGGAAACGCAAACCUUGUGGGAUUUGGUCAAGAGGGAAAGCGAAACGUCUGGACUGGCAAUGAACUACGAAGACAUCAAGGCUGUGAAAACCUUUGAUUUGGCUAAAAAAUUGCAAGAUAGCUACUUUGAACCCAUUUUGCAAUCUCGCUUGGACAGAGGGUACAAGCUCAUAGAAACCGCGAUUUUUUACCACUGGGCAGUCAACACCAUGACUUAUUCAUUUUAUCCCUUGCUGACUAAUGGCCACACAAAUGGUUUUCAUCACGUUUAGACAUAUUAAAAGACGAAUUAAUUUUUUAAAAGAGUAAAAAAUAAAAACCUCAAACAGAG
Messenger RNA from Neocloeon triangulifer, 2669 nucleotides. Its product is annotated as SET and MYND domain-containing protein 4-like. Gene Ontology annotation, molecular function: protein binding. Bases 742 to 2610 code for a protein of 622 amino acids. The record is from RefSeq and is a predicted model, not a curated record. Lineage: Eukaryota; Metazoa; Arthropoda; Insecta; Ephemeroptera; Baetidae. The transcript is spliced from 5 exons.